Pogoniulus pusillus (Red-fronted tinkerbird) is the source of this 4439-nucleotide messenger RNA. RefSeq names its product RAB29, member RAS oncogene family (gene RAB29). NCBI's taxonomy places the organism in Eukaryota, Metazoa, Chordata, Aves, Piciformes, Lybiidae. Gene Ontology annotation, biological process: phagosome-lysosome fusion; endosome to lysosome transport. The record is from RefSeq and is a predicted model, not a curated record. Bases 16 to 633 code for a protein of 205 amino acids. The transcript has 5 exons. Gene Ontology annotation, cellular component: late endosome; phagocytic vesicle; trans-Golgi network. Gene Ontology annotation, molecular function: GTP binding; GTPase activity.
GGAGCCGGGGCCGGGAUGGGGCAGCGCGAUCGGAUGUUCAAAGUGCUGGUGGUAGGAGAUGCCACGGUGGGGAAAACCUCGCUGGUGCAGCGGUACGCGAACGACAGCUUCAACCGGCACUACAAGUCCACGGUGGGAGUGGAUUUUGCUCUGAAGGUGGUCCAGUGGUCGGAGUCAGAGACAGUGCGGCUUCAGCUCUGGGACAUUGCAGGACAGGAACGCUUCACCUCCAUGACCCGGCUCUACUACAGGGAGGCAGCUGCCUGCAUCAUCAUGUUUGAUGUCACCAAUGUCAGCACCUUCAGCAACAGCCAGAAGUGGAAGCAGGAUUUAGACAGCAAGCUGCUGCUGCCAGAUGGGAACCCUGUGCCUUGCCUGCUGCUGGCUAACAAAUGUGACCUUUCCCCGUGGGCAGUGACAAGAGAAGAAGUGGAUCGGUUCAGCAAAGAAAAUGGCUUUUCUGGUUGGGUGGAGACAUCUGUCAAGGAAAACAAGAACAUUAAUGAGUCCAUGAGAGUCCUGAUUGAAAAGAUGAUGUCCUCAUCUACUGGGGAUGGAAGCUCCUCUGCCACUGGGAGUGGGGAUUAUAUUAACAUCAAAGAGACAGCCCCACCAGGCUGGGCUUGCUGUUAGAUGCACUGCCUGCACCACCUGCCUUUGGGGUCCAGCACCAAGCUCCUUUUAUUAUCAUCAUUACUUUUCUUCCCCCUGAACUGGUUGUCACUGGGUUUUGAGUUGGGCUUUUUCUGCCAUGACCAUGAACUGUCUUCUGCUUCGUGCCUCUUUGUUCUCAGCAGAGCAUUGCUACAAUGACUUGGGAGUGAGGAGUGGAAAGGAUGAGAAGGUUCCUCACUCUCCUGGUGUGGUAGCUGCUGGGGGCUCUGCCAGCAGUGCUGCAGCACAGGCCCUGCUCGAGUGCAUGGCUUGGAUUCAUUACUUUUCAACAGUUUGAGCACUUCAUCCUCUGGCACAGAUGUCAAAGGAAUAUCUCUAACAUUGUUUUGCACCUUUUAUUCCCCCUCACCACCUGCACCCACCCUGCACAAAGGCACCAAAGUGUCCUUCAGGUCCAAAGUGUCCUUCAGGUCCACAGACACCUGUGGCUCAUGCUGUGCCUGUGGCUUCCCAGUGUGGGACUGCAGCAAAAACUCUUUUACUUCGUGCUCUGGAUCUACACAUCUUUGACUCCAUGUCCUGGAGAGACCUACACAGCUCAUCAUUGCUACUGACUGUCCUUCAGGUGUGAAGCCAGAUGUGGAUUGGCAGCAUGUCCCAAGGAAGCAGAUCUGCAGAGUUAGCAGUGAGAAGCUGAGAGCUGCUGUAGCUCAGUCCUUACUUUUAUGUCCAGACUGUGGUGCUCAACAGCACAGCCCUCUGAUUUUUGCCCAGUUGCCUUCUGCUCAUUCCUUCUCCCUCAUCUUCUGUCCAGCACAGAAUCACAGAAUGCAUCAGGUUGCAAGAGACCCUCAAAGCUCAUCUUGUCCUGCUCCAUCUGCAACUGGAGCAGGCUGGUCAGGGGUCACUGAAAUUAAACCUUGGAUGUCUCCAGGGAUGGAGCCUCAAGCACAUCUCUGGGCAAUCUGUUCCAGUGUUUCACCACUCUCAUUGUGCAGAACUUGCUCCUGAUGCCCAACCUAAAUCUUCCCUGCUCCAGUCUCAAACCAGUGCCCUCAUCCCCACAGGCCCUUCUGAACAUCCCCUCCCCAGCCUCCCUCUAGGUCCCCUUCAGAUACUGAAAUGCUGCUCUGAGGUCACUCUGGAGCUUUCUCUUCAUAAGGCUGAACAGCUCCAACUGCCUCAGCCCCUCCAGCCCUCUGAUCAUCUUCAUGGCCUUCUCUGGACCUGCUCCAACUGUUUCAUGCCCUUCUUGUGUUGAGGGCCCCAGAGCUGGACAAUCUGUCACUUUAUUGGGGCACCAAGAGCUGAAUGAGGAAUAGGUUGUAAACUCCUUUGUGUGGCCACAAGAAGUCCUUUUCACUUGGAGAACACCUUGCAUCCUCCCACCUCAAUUGGCAGUUGCUGACCAAUUGCCUUCCCACAGUUACUCCAGAGGGACUGAGUGGAUUUGGUGGCAGGGAUGGUGCAGGGAAGGCAGCUCUCUGAAAGCCCACCUGCUGGGUUUAGUGCAGUGAGGGGGAAGCAAAGGAGAAGGCUUCACAGGACAAAAGGGGAUGAAGAGAAUUGCUCCCCACUUGCCUUUUGCUGUCCUACUUUCCCUAACAUCUCUCCAGGUAGUCUAUUUUGGGACCAGUUCUUACCAAUAACAACAAAGUAGAAGUAAAACUACACAAGAGAGUUAUUGGUCUGACGGGUUGGAUUUCUGCAGCCUUGUAGGCAUCUUCUCUAAGCAUGUUCAGCUACAGAAUUGUCUGGCCCAUGUUUUAGUUAGGGCUUGGACAAGUAAUCUUCAUAGAAUCAUCAUAGAAUGCUUUAGGUUGAAAGGGACCUCAGAGAUCAUCUACUCCAACCUCCCCUCCAUAGGCAGGGACACCUCUCAACUAGACUCAGCUGCUCAAGGCCUCAUCCAGCUUGGCCUUGAACACCCCCAAGCAGGAGGCAGCCACAACCUUUCUGAGCAGCCUAUUCCAGAGCCUCAGCACCCUCCUACUGAGGAACUUCUUCCUCACUCCACUCUAACCCUGCUCUGCCUCAGCUUCAAACCCUUCCCCCUUGGCCUGUCUCUAGACACCCUCAGGAAAAGUCUCUCUGCAGCUUUCCUGGAGGAUCACUUCAGCUAUUAGAAGGCAGCUCUGAGGUCCCCCUGGACUCUUCUUCUCUCCAGCCUGGACACCUCCAGCUCCCUCAGCCUGUCCUCAUAGCAGAGGUGCUCCAGCCCUUGGAUCAUCUUUGUGGCCGCCUCUGGGCUUGCUCCAGCAGCUCUGUGUCCUUCUUGUGCUUGGAGGUGAGGUCUCAGCAGAGCAGUGUAAAGGGGAAGAAUCAAUAAGGUCUUUCCCUUCUGGAGUAGUUUCACUUGAAAUCAGGACUGUAAACUGUUUUAUCCCAACUUCUGUUGAAUCAGGAGUGCUUUCAUUUGGCAGAGCACUCCCUCUGUCUGCCUGCCCUUCCUUUACAGACUCUGUGGAGGGGGAAGGUGGUCAGGACAGGAGCUGAUUGCUGAUUGUUUCCAUUCUAAAGAGCUGGAAAGGAUUGAUGCAUAAAGAGUAAGAGGUAGGAAACUGGGACCCAGUGGUUUGAGAGCUAAAGUGCCUGGAAUAGGAUUCUGCUGUGCAAAUAUUGCUAAAUUUGGGCUUACAGGCACUUAAAAAUGCCCUUUUUUUAUUGCACUGCUGGAGUCACAGUAGAAAUGGGUGAAAGAUGGAACAAAAUUGACCUAUCUUGUUGAAUUUUACUACUCACGUGUUAAAAGCACAAGAAAAGCAGUAUCUAAAUGUAUUUUAACUCCAUAAGCAUUUCCAGGUCUUUAGGGACCAUGGGGAGAAGAGUUUAAUCCUUUAAAGGAUCUCUCCCCAAACCCAUUUUGGAUUCAUCUAUUAUUUAUUGAUUUCUCUAUCAAAAUGUUCUAGCAAAGAGGUCAAUCAAGCACCAGCUGUCCUUACAGCUGGAGAAGCUGAGGCAUGCAGUGGAACUCUCUGCCCAGGACCAACCAAAUGCUCAGGUCAGUGACAUUUUGGUCCUGAAAGGUAAAAAUGUCCAAUUCCUGUUUUAUUUCUGGCCCAGCUGCCAGGCUGUGCACCUUGCAGGAAAGCACCUUCAUACCUGUUGCAUGUCAGUUUGAGAGGUUCAUAGGUUCAGAGAUUCAUAGAAUGGGUUGGGUUGGAUGAUCCCUUGAAGAUCAUUCAGUUCCAACCCUCCCUGUCAUGGGCAGGGUCACCUCCCAUGGUUGCUCAAGGUCCCAUCCAACCUGGCCUUAAACACCUCCAGCGAGAGGGCAUCCAAAAAACUCCCUGGGCAACCUGUUCCAGUGACUCUUUGCUGCCAGAACCCCUCAGUGUGAACCUCUUUUUCCUAAGUGCCUCUCAGAACCAAGCAAAGAGCCAAAGGAAGGUGUGUGAAGGUUUUUCAUUUGUUACACAUCAUUUCUCCUCUGCCCAGUGGUUUCCGGCACCGCUGUGUGCCUCAGAGGGUUUAUUUUUCCACGCUGCUUGUUAACAUCUUUGUAGGCAACAGCAGGCAAGUGUCAAAACCAAGCCUGCACAACAGCAACAGUCGUUUGCUUGAGAUGGGUAUAAAAAGAACCCCAAGCAGACAGGAAAGCAGUUUUGCUGUGCAGGUGUCUGUGUGUCUUUUCUCAGGGCUCGCUGUGCGGCACACAAGGCGCUUCAAAAAGGAAAACCAAAUCCAAACCAUAGCAGAAGAAGAAACUCAACCAAAACUCUUUUGGUUCAGUCCUGUAAAACUGAACUGGAAAAGAGGAGAUUUAGGCUGGAGAUGAGGAAGAAAUUCUUUACAGUGAGGGUGGGAAGACACUGGCACAGGUU